AUGGAAGUUAAAGAAAUAUCAUUGGAUAAUAAUAACCCAGGAGAGUGUACACUAUGUAGAGUUACCGGUACAAUAUUCCUUACCGGUUUAUCAGCAUAUUCAUUUUUGUGUGCAAGUAGAGCAAAGCCUAAAUCAUUCCACAGAAUGUUUUGUGCAGUAUUUGGGUCAUCAUCACUAUCACUAGGUACGUUCGUCCAAAACAUGUCAGAUCUGGACAAUCCUUCAGAUAAGGAAGUACAGAUGAGUAAAUUGUUGUACUAUUACCCUGAGGAUCGUAACAUUGAUGAUAAAUUAUCGCAUUUUGGACUCAUUGAAGGAUUAAUCGCACUUUCUAAAAACUACACAGAAGAGAAACUUGAAUUUAUACGGUCAAAAUUAUACACAACGACAGUAGUGCCAUGGUUUGAAUCAGUAUAUUUGGCGACGGUAAGGCCAGAAGUAGAAAUAAAAUCGGUGUUUCACAAUAACCAAGGAUCAGUGGAAGAAAAGGAUGAAUACAGUUACCACUGGAGAAACAAUAUGCUUAAAACAAUAUUGAACAAUGCAAUAAAAAUAUUUGAAAUGUUUUAUGGAAAGUUGGAGGAACAAUUAGAAAAAAUAAGAAAUGAUGAAAUGACACUAAAAAGUUUACAAAACCAACUCGACUCAUUUCUUGUCUCAUUUAUGAACAACUCGACAAAAAGUACAUUGCAUUUAUUGAAAGACGUUAAAGCAUUUAGAAAGUUGCACACAAACGUGCCAUUGACACUAGAUAUACAGUUGAUGAUCGAUGAUUUGUACCAUAAGUUUGAACCAAUAUUAAAGUCUAUGCUGAUAUAUAACCACCAAGUCAUACACUCGACACUGGAAACAGAGGAGAUUUUCCUGAUAUAUUCAUACAUCGUGAGGUACCACGGAGAAGUGAGCAGGGAGAAGUCGCUGACAGUCAAGUGGCCUGAAAGCAACGAGCUUUCAAUACUCGACUCCCAGGAAGAACAGCUGUACAGUCCGCAGAUAUACGUAAAUGGCAGGAAGUACACACUCACAAUAUUGGCAACGGGAGCGUCGAUAUUGAUACUGCUACUGGACACAAAUGAACCACUUAUCGUGCUAAAUUCAAUAUAUGAAUAUAUGAAUAAACUAAAAGUAAAUUUGUUGACACUAGAGGAAAAGUUAUCGAAACUGCCGGUUUUAACGAAUACGAAGUUUUUUGGACUGAAUAGGCUGUCAAAAAGCAUAAACAGGUGUGUUGACAAAAUUAUAUUAAAGGAAAUUUGCAGUGUUGGAUUUGAAAAUUUAAACGGGGAAGCAAUAGAGCAGCUGUCAAUAAUAUAUGAUCUACACAGUAUGAUAAACAACUCAAGAGAUCAGCUGCUCAACGCACACGUUAAAACGAAAACAACCUGGGUUAACACAAAAUACAGCAACUACAGGGAAGUCCACUACGUAAACGGCAGUAACAAUAACAAAUCAUCACUCUCUGAGUCGAAACGUGAGUAUAGUUAUUUUUACACACGCAAUCAUAAAUCAAGAUACACUAUUAAUUCUGAAUAA
Molecule: messenger RNA, 1533 nt
Organism: Theileria orientalis strain Shintoku
Lineage: Eukaryota; Apicomplexa; Aconoidasida; Piroplasmida; Theileriidae
Biological process (GO): vesicle-mediated transport
Cellular component (GO): intracellular membrane-bounded organelle; Mon1-Ccz1 complex
Source: RefSeq, a predicted model, not a curated record